Dracunculus medinensis (Guinea worm) is the source of this 618-nucleotide messenger RNA. Lineage: Eukaryota; Metazoa; Nematoda; Chromadorea; Rhabditida; Dracunculidae. The record is from the annotation of a GenBank genome assembly.
AUGCGUCAGAAUUUCUUAAAAAUACCGCCGCCGAAUUGUCCACCUCCACCAACAGAAAUGAAGGUACCACCACCAUUUCGAAAUCCCCCAGUGCCACUUCUAACGGAAAAGCAUGAAACACGUCUAGAUGAAUCGCAGUAUGAUGAACCUGGUUUACCGUCUGACACACAUCAAUGCGCUGGUAUCGGUACUCUAUCAGCAGCAAGAGAUUUAUCUGAACGUUUGCCAUAUUCGAUUGGCAAUUAUGAAAUAUCUACUUCUCAACAGUGGAUAUUAGUGAUGAAAUUCGUGGUGGCUUUGGUACUGUUGGUGUUAAGGACUGCAUGCGAUGUAAUGUGCUGCGUAUCAUAUCAGCAUUCAGUGCUCGAUGUUGAAACUUAUAAGCCAUUCACAAAGGGUGGGACGAUUCGCUCAACGACUAGUUCAAAUAUGAGAAAUCCUCGAGUAAUUGCGAGUGAAAGUAGAAGUAUAGUCGAAGAACAAUUACGUAAUUCGCUGUGGGAUGAUGAAACUCGUCGAAUGCUUGUACAGAACCCCGAAACGGGCAGUUUUUAUGUGCCUACUAGCUCAGGCAAUUCCAAUUUUCUAUUUUUCGUCCUGAUCUAUAAAAAAGUAUAA